AUGCCACUUGUGGAACACGGUCUUCAGAAUUUCCACUUGUCCCACGAGGAAGAGGAUAAACUUAAUCAGUUUCAAAUGAUCACUACAUUUCCCGAAGAUGAAUUACCAUUAAUUAUUAAACUGUUACAAAAUCAUAGUUGGAAUUUGGAAGCAGCACUUGGAAGAUAUUUUGAUGGUACUUGGAAAAAUAACACUUUGUUUGAAACAGAAACGCCACCUCCGACCAUGAGUACCCAAUUCACUGAAGCUAGUCCAAUCUCUUCUUCACCCAAUAUCCCAGCAUCAAAUAUAGGAGCACCAGAAGUCCCAGAGCGAGUACCUUCCUUAAUGAGUAGCAAUAGAUUCUCUGCAACUCCCUUUAUAUUAUCGCAAUCAAACCUAAUACCCAGACUUCCAAAGGUUACGGCUCUACCAAGCAAUUUCAAAUCUCAGAAAGCACAAUUUUUAGGAAUAAAUAAAGGCUCGGCUACUAUUUGGAACUUUUGGAACAUUUCACAUCAGAACGCCAACACAAAUAACCCUUUAAUCUUAGUCUUAAUAUUAGUUCCGAACUUCUUAUUUAAAUUAUUUUCCAACGUUUUUGGAAUAUUAUGGAAUAUUUUGACAUUUGGCUUUAGAAAUUCCUUAAAUACUGACAAAAUCAAAGUAUUUAGCACUCCGAAAAGGCCAUCACCUUCUGAUGAAAUUGUACCUAUUAGUGAAAUUUUACCAACUUUAAUUGAAGAUGAAACAAAAUUAUCUAGAGUUACUAAGCUUUGUGUUGAGAAUGAAACAAGCAAAUUAGAAUUUAAUGAUGCUUUAAAGAUUUGCAAAGAUGAAUUUAAAUAUUUAUUAUUAAUACUUGUUGGUGAUAUGGAGCCACUAAAGAAAAAAAAUGCAGAUAACCAAAUGGGUGGUACUAGCAGUAAUAAUGGUCUACCUGUAAGAGAAAUGGACGUUAACUCAAGGAAAUUCAUCUCCGCAGUAUUAAGUGAUACUAGAAGUUUAGACCUAUUGGAAGAACAUAAAGAUGAGAUGAUUAUAUAUUUACGUACAAUUCAUGAUUUUGAACCUUGGUUAGUGGCAAAACAAUUAAGGGUUAAAUAUACUCCUGAGUGUAUAUUAAUUGGUAAUGUUCUAAGCUCUACUGAGUCUUUGAAUGGUGUCACAAGAGCUUCAGUGCUAUCAAGAUUAAGAGUUAGCUCCGUUACACGAUUCUGUAAUUCUCUAAAAGUAACCUUUGAUAGGUUUUCACCUGAAUUAGUAGUCAGUAGAACAGAAAUGAAUGAAUUAAAAUUGGCUCGUGAAAUUAAAGAGGCUCAAAAUGCAGCCUACGAGGAAUCUUUAAGACAAGAUCAAAUUAAAGAACAUGAUCGUAAAGUUGAACAAGAUAAACAAUUAAAACAAAUAAGGACAAUUAAAUUAAAUAAUACGAUGACUGAAUUGUUUUGGUUAAAGAAUACAAUUAAAUUUCUGUUGGAAAAGGAAGAUGUCUGUACAACAACUGAAAAGCUUGCGACUAUUCAAAUAAGAAAUUCCCAAGGUGUAAGAUUUAUUGAGAAAUUUAGCGGUAAUACUACACCUUUAGAUAUAUAUAUUACAGUGGGAAUAAGACAAUAUUUAAAAGACUUCUCAAAGAAUAAAGAUAAUUGGUUGCAAUUGACUAGAAACAAGAUUAGAGAAUUAUCUAAUGAUUCAGAUGUAUUAUGCUUUAAAGACUUAAAAGAUUUUGAUAGUGGUGAAGAAAAAGAGAAUAAUCUUAAUUUAGAACAACUAGUUAAAAUUAUCGAUAAAGAUUGGAUUAAAUUUGAAUUUGAAUUAGGCCAGCCUUAUGAGGUAAAACUUUCAUUUGAUUUGAUUUCACCUUACCCUAAAUAUGAACUACCUUCAAGUUUAAAUAAAGAAUUAAAAGAAAUACCGCAAUUAUGGCCAAAUGGUAGCUUAAUGAUCGAGGAAAUCGGUAAUGAAGAGGAAGAUGAAUCUGACAUUGCAGGUGAUGUUGACAGAACAAGUGAAAAGAAUAAUUCAGAAGAUUGA
Messenger RNA from Henningerozyma blattae CBS 6284, 2016 nucleotides. RefSeq names its product Ubx2p (gene UBX2). Gene Ontology annotation, cellular component: endoplasmic reticulum. Gene Ontology annotation, molecular function: ubiquitin binding. The record is from RefSeq and is a predicted model, not a curated record. Lineage: Eukaryota; Fungi; Ascomycota; Saccharomycetes; Saccharomycetales; Saccharomycetaceae. The transcript has a single exon. Bases 1 to 2016 code for a protein of 671 amino acids.